Nylanderia fulva is the source of this 2966-nucleotide messenger RNA. RefSeq lists its product as uncharacterized. NCBI's taxonomy places the organism in Eukaryota, Metazoa, Arthropoda, Insecta, Hymenoptera, Formicidae. Gene Ontology annotation, molecular function: protein binding. The record is from RefSeq and is a predicted model, not a curated record. Gene Ontology annotation, cellular component: cytoplasm.
CGACGGAGCACAUUCAGUAGACUCGGCCAUUUCUCUCGCGAAGCGCAGCUACUCGCUCAGCCGCGCGACGUUUUUUUUUUUUCGCGACUGCACCGUGCGGGUACUCCCGGAAGUUUUGCAAAAUAACGCGACGCAAAAGGAUGAUACACUCCGGGCGCACCAGGCUCGAGAAAAAAGUAAGUCUCCAACAAUUAGGAGUGGGAGGAGGGAACCAAGGGGUACUGGCGGUCGAGGAAUCGGAAAAGGGAGGCGGUGGUACCGGUGGACAAUGGUGGAAGCAGCAGCAUCCAUCCUAUCAUCACCAUUAUCAUCAUCAUCAUCAUCAACAACACUAUCAUCAUCAGGGCGGUUAUUACACGUCGCAAUCGCACACUCACAACCCUGUCACUACCAUGAAGCAAUCCUACAUGCAGCUAACAUGGGUGUUUCACGAUGACGAGGCGCAGAUUAACAAGAAACUGCCAAAAGAAUUGCUACUCAGAAUUUUUUCGUACCUCGAUGUCGUAUCGCUAUGCCGUUGUGCCCAAGUAAGCAAGGCCUGGAACGUGUUGGCGCUCGAUGGGUCCAAUUGGCAGAGGAUCGAUCUCUUCGAUUUUCAACGAGACGUGGAGGGACCAGUAAUAGAAAAUAUCUCGAGGCGUUGCGGCGGAUUCCUUAGGCAGCUCUCGCUCAAGGGAUGCCAGAGCAUCGGCAACAAUUCGAUGCGUACCCUAGCCCAAUCAUGUCCCAAUAUCGAGGAACUCAAUCUAAGCCAGUGCAAGAGGAUCUCGGAUGCGACAUGCGCCGCCCUGAGCAGUCAUUGCCCCAAGCUCCAGCGGCUGAACCUGGACUCGUGUCCCGAAAUAACGGAUAUGUCCCUGAAGGAUCUCGCGGCCGGCUGUCCGCUGCUCACUCACAUCAAUCUCUCGUGGUGCGAGCUGCUCACUGACAACGGGGUUGACGCGCUCGCCAAGGGCUGCCCAGAGCUUCGCAGCUUCCUCAGCAAGGGCUGUCGUCAGCUCACCGACAAGGCUGUUAUGUGUUUGGCGCGCAACUGUCCUAAUCUCGAGGCGAUCAAUCUGCACGAGUGCAGGAAUAUAACGGACGACGGAGUCAGAGAACUUAGCGAACGGUGUCCACGGCUGCAUUACGUUUGCCUGUCGAAUUGCCCCAAUUUAACGGACGCGACGUUGAUUAGCCUGGCACAACACUGUCCACUCCUCAAUGUACUCGAGUGCGUCGCGUGCACCCAUUUCACAGACACGGGCUUUCAGGCCCUCGCGAGAAAUUGCAAACUACUCGAGAAGAUGGAUCUGGAAGAGUGCCUUUUAAUCACCGACGCCACCCUAACUCACUUAGCGAUGGGUUGUCCGAGAUUGGAGAAACUGAGUUUGUCGCAUUGCGAACUGAUCACCGACGAAGGCCUCCGGCAAAUCGCGCUGUCGCCCUGCGCAGCUGAACACUUAGCCGUCUUGGAGCUGGACAACUGCCCGAACAUUUCGGACAACGGUCUGAAUCAUCUGAUGCAGGCCUGCCACAAUCUUGAACGUAUCGAACUUUACGACUGCCUACACAUUACCAGAGAGGGCAUACGUAAACUCAGAGCCCAUCUACCCAACUUAAAGGUGCACGCGUAUUUCGCACCGCCGACUCCGCCACCCAGCGCGGGAGCCUCGCGACAACGAUAUUGUCGGUGCUGCGUCAUUCUGUGAUUUUGCCUUCAACUCCUAACUCCGAAGUAAAAAAAAAUCGUCCGACAUAUAUCCACGGGGGAUUACACAGUGGACCUUUUAUUGGUGAUCGCCAGCUGCUACGGGCGAUUAAUGGGGACCUCUCUCUCUCUCCCGUGGUUACCGGAGGAGGGUUGUUCUGGUUGCCUAUCACACAUUGAUAAGUGAGAACCGGGGACUUCGGUCUUAUCAAUUGCAAAUCGUUCAAUCGAUUCAAGAACUCCGAGCUGCGCAACGAGUGAAGUUAAAAAACCGUCACCAUCAUCAACACAGCCACUGAUGCUACUACUGCAAUUACCACUAUGACCUCUGCUGCUGCUGCUACUACUAUUUACUAUAUUCUACUACCGCUGUUACUACUAUACUUACAAUCAUUUUUUUAUUUGUACUCCGUUAUCUCGAUGUAGUACGUGCAUCGUUACUCGGUUAUAUAUAUAUAUAUAUAUAUAUAUAUAUAUAUAUAUAUAUAUAUAUAUAUAUAUUAUGUGCGGGAAGUUAGUCUGCAAAGGAAAGAAAUUCUCAGGUUUCCUUUAGCGAUAUCAUCGUUUUUUUCUAUGAUCUUCAUUUUAGCGAAGUUGACGUUUAUCAAACGCGGAAGGAAAAGAAUGACACGCGUACUUUCCGAGCUACUUACGCUUAUACCGAGAAAGAGAGCGUAAUUGUAUUUAAAAGCGUGUAGCUUAUUUUGAUUAGCGUUUGGACGCGUAUUUUUCCUAGCGCUACGCAAGCAAGUUUAUCGAUUUACGUUGCUCGAUAAACACGAGAUACUUAUUUUAAGAUACGCGUAAAUGUCUUAUAAAUAUCUUAAUGAGCACCCGCGCGCGCGUAUAUUAUGGGGGGGAGCGAGGGAGAAAAAAAAAGAAGAAAACGGUAGUUUUAGGGGCAAUCAAGUCGAGCGUAUAAUGUAUGGCAAUUGUAUCCAAGAAAUUGAAUUUCACACAUACAUAUAUACACAUCUCGAUGUGUAACUGUAUAGCAGUUUCUCAACGAACACUGCCUAUAAAUGCUAUUGAUAAAAAAGAAAAAUAUAAAAAAAAUAUGGUAUAACAAUCGCGAAAUCGAAUCUCGUCGUAAUGAUAUUUAGGGUAUUAACUAUCGUUUAUCGUAUAACGUAGACAUAUUACCGAUGAAAUAAAACGUUCGGUGAAAAAUGUUUCUUCUCUAUGUCUGUUUAAAAAAGUAUUAACGGAUCGCGUGUGUACGCGUGAUUAUUGAUGAUGCGACACCUACGAAUUUCUUUCCUUUUGUGAAAAGAAA